UUGGCAUAUAAUCGGACACACCACCUCCCAUGUUUUAUCAAACGGAACACAAAUUUAGAAAAUAAUAUUUAUUUUUUUAGAUGAAAAUAUGAUUUUAUUAGAAAUAAAUAACAGAGUCGUCGAAGAAACGUUGACGGUGAAAAUUAAAAACGCUCAGGCGGGCUUAAAAAAUGAGAGCAUAGACGUUACAGUAGCAGAUUUCGACGGUGUUUUAUAUCACAUUUCUAAUCUAAAUGGAGAUAAGUCUAAGAUUAGGAUUAGUAUAUCUCUAAAAUUUUAUAAGCAAUUGCAAGAGCAUGGUGCUGAUGAGUUGUUGAAAAGGGUGUAUGGCCCUUUUUUAAUAUCGGCUGAGAAUGGGUAUAAUGUUUCACUUCUUUUGGAUUUGGAGAACAUUCCACAAGAUUGGCCUGAAGUUGUGAAAAAAAUAGGACUUCUUAAAAGGAACUGCUUUGCUUCUGUGUUUGAAAAGUACUUCAAUUUUCAAGAAGCAGGGGAUGAAGGCCAAAAGAGGGCUGUUAUUCAUUACAGGGAUGAUGAAACUCUGUAUGUUGAAGCAAAGGCAGAUAGAGUCACAGUAGUGUUCUCUACAAGAUUUCGUGAUGAAGACGAUGUGGUGAUAGGCAAGGUAUUCAUGCAGGAACUCAAGGAAGGUCUAAGAGCCUCCCAUACUGCUCCACCAGUACUUUUCAGCCACAGAGAACCCCCUUUAGAACUUCAAGAUACAGAUGCCAAAGUAGAUAAUAAUGUUGGUUAUGUGACAUUUGUUUUAUUUCCUAGACACACGGCCCGAAAUACAAGGGACAAUACCAUAAAUUUGAUUCACAUGUUUAGGCAUUACCUACAUUACCAUAUAAAAUGUUCCAAAGCUUACAUUCACAGUAGGAUGAGAGCAAAGACUUCGGAGUUUUUGAAAGUACUGAAUCGAGCUCGGCCAGAAAAUAAAUCUACAGAUAAGAAAACUAUUACGGGAAGGACAUUUAUUAGAAGAGAUUAAUUGUCAAGAGAUAGCAAAACAUUCUCCACACAUCCUGGAAACUUAUAAUAACUGCCAAUGUGUUUUUAGCAUAAUAAAGUUUAUUUUUUAUCAAUUCUGGGUUUCCAGAUAUGAUUUCAGGUUCUAGAGUCAUGACACACAAGUGCUUGUUUGUCUCGGUUUUAUAAUGUCUAUUACAUAUGUGUGAUCUAUUGUCUUCAUCUAGUUUUGUCUGGGACACAGAGUUCAUAUGUAUUAAGGUAUCAUCAAAACUGGAUGUCUAUUACUUUGUCAUACAUACUUAGCUGCAAUAAUUUAUUUAAUUAAUCAUGUUAAUAUUAUUUUUAAUACCAGUAUUUGUUUUGAUUUCUGUUAAAAAUGUUCAAAAAACUAGCUAUUGAAGUUGGAGACAAAAAUUAGUGUUUUAGUAGGGCAUAAUAUGAUUAAAAUGUUAGUAUCUAAAAAUCGAAUUAUGUGUACAUAAAGUUAAGUCUUACAUCAGUGCGCUUCCUAAGAAACAGUUCUAGCACUAACAGUUUGUAAAUUUACUAUAUUGUAUAUUUUUUUCACCGCUUUGAUUUUUUUGUAAAUUUAUGAUGCAUAAUUUUAGACAUGUAUUUAAUAGCUAUUUCCUCGGAACAAAAAUAUCAGGAGGACAACGUUGUACUUUUAAAAGCCACCUUGAAAUAAUGUGUUUGAAUUUGGUUUAAGUAAUUGUCUUUUCCAUCUUCUCCAAUUAUAAAUUUUAUUUUUGAAACAGUUUUUAAUCUUUUUUUUAUCAAG
This is a messenger RNA of Cylas formicarius (sweet potato weevil), 1756 nucleotides long. It is a transcript of the gene Arpc2, whose product is annotated as probable actin-related protein 2/3 complex subunit 2. Lineage: Eukaryota; Metazoa; Arthropoda; Insecta; Coleoptera; Brentidae. The transcript has 5 exons. Gene Ontology annotation, cellular component: actin cytoskeleton; Arp2/3 protein complex. The coding region runs from base 89 to 994 and encodes 301 amino acids. Gene Ontology annotation, molecular function: actin filament binding; structural constituent of cytoskeleton. Gene Ontology annotation, biological process: actin filament polymerization; Arp2/3 complex-mediated actin nucleation. The record is from RefSeq and is a predicted model, not a curated record.